Messenger RNA from Abrus precatorius (Indian licorice), 980 nucleotides. RefSeq names its product nucleolin. The record is from RefSeq and is a predicted model, not a curated record. The transcript has 4 exons. The coding region runs from base 157 to 699 and encodes 180 amino acids. Lineage: Eukaryota; Viridiplantae; Streptophyta; Magnoliopsida; Fabales; Fabaceae.
GUGACUAGCAAUUUUGGAAACAAAAACCCUAACUGGACCAACCCAAAGGGUUUACUUACCCUAACCGGACCGAACAGCAUCCUUCUCCACUUCUACUCUCAGUAUCUGUCAGAGUCAGAUACUCCAACGUAACAUUUUAGUUUAGGAAUUAGCACUAUGGAGGAGCUAUCUUCUUAUUCUCUUAGCUUCACGGAGAAGAACAAGCACAUACUCUCUGUUGUGGAAGCCAUAGCGGUGGACACUGUUCUUGCUACUGCCAAAUCUUUCCUCUGCCUUUUCAUAGUGACUGGAUCUCUGCUGACUGGCAUCAAUCAUUUAGUACUGUCAAAAUUGACCACCAUGGAUGGAAGAUUUCCCUUCGAUGAUCUCUGCAAGGGGAAACAUACUUACCUUAAGAACAAGGAUGCUGCUGAUUCAGAUGAAGAUGAGGAUGAAGAAGAUGAGGAUGCAAAUGAUCAAGAUGAUGAGGGAGAUGAGGACUUCUCAGGUGAUGAAGGUGAGGAAGAGUCUGACCCUGAGGAUGAUCCUGAGGCAAAUGGUGCAGGAGGAAGUGAUGGUGAGGAUGGUGAUGAUGACGACAAUGAUGGUGAUGAGGAUGAUGAUGAUGGAGGAGAAGAUGAGGAUGAGGAAGAAGACGAAGACGAAGAAGAGGAAGAUGAAGAGGAGGUUCCACAGCCACCUGCCAAAAGGAGGAAGUAAAAUAACAGUAGUAGGUACAGUGUUUUCUUUUUCUACAAUGUAAUGCACUAGUCAGUCUUAGUUUUUAGAACAGGAUUUUCUUUCAAGUGAACCCAUCUCUCCAUAUAAAAGUUUAAUUUGUUUGUCGUUAUUUUAGUUAAUUUUCGCCAACAUUAUUCAGUGAUAUGCUGUGGUAGUUAGCAUCAUUAUAUUAUUGUACCCUGAUUGUAGAAAAAGAAAAAUGAACUGACAUUGGCUCAAGGAGGCAGCGAUCAUUUUAUGAACCAAUAUAAAUACGAUUG